Triticum turgidum subsp. durum (durum wheat) is the source of this 1497-nucleotide messenger RNA. Lineage: Eukaryota; Viridiplantae; Streptophyta; Magnoliopsida; Poales; Poaceae. The record is from the annotation of a GenBank genome assembly.
AUGGAUGCAUCCAUGGCGCCAACGAAGGGUGACGAGCAGCCCCCGUUACGCAUGCUCUUCUUCCCGUUCCUCCUCCCUGGCCACCUCAUCCCGAUGGCCGACAUGGCCGCGCUCUUCGCCGCCCGUGGCGUUAGGUGCACCAUUCUUACCACGCCCUUGCAAGCUUCGACCAUCCGCUCCAUCGUCGACCGUGCCAACACUUCCCUAGGGUCGGUGGAUGUCGUCGUUGUUCCUUUCCCAGACGUUGGGCUUCCCCCCAGCGCCGAGAGCGGGACUGGCCUGACAUCCAAGGACUACAACGACAGGUUCCUUCAAACGGCGGAGCUGCUCCGGGAGCCCUUCCGCCGCUUCCUGUCCGACCACCACGCCGAGAUCGACGCCGUCGUCUCUGACGGCAUCUUCCACUGGUCCGUGGACGAAGCAGCGGAGCAUGGCGUCCCGCGCAUCACGUUCCUCGGCACCAGCAUGUUCGCCCGUUCAUGCACGGAAGCCAUGCUCCGCAGCAACCCGUUGGAGGCGUGCUCGGACGACCCAGCCGCCGUCGUCUCCCUGCCGGGGCUGCCGCACAGGGUGGUGGAGCUGCGGGGGCAAAUGAUGGACCCUGUGAAGCGGCCACAUGAGUGGGCAUUGUUCCAGCUCAUCCACGCCGCGGAUCGGCGGAGCUACGGCGAGCUCUUCAACAGCUUCCACGAGCUGGAGCCGGCCUACGCCGAGCACUACCGCGCCACACUCCACCGCCGAGCCUGGCUUGUCGGCCCGGUUGCGCUCGCAAGCGGCAGCGGGAAGGACGUGGCGUCAAGAGGCGCCAUUGCUGGCACGCUCUCGCCGGAGGCCAUCGGGUGCCUGCGCUGGCUCGACAAGAAGCCGGCCAGCUCGGUGGUGUACGCCUCCUUCGGCACAAUGACAAGCUUCUCGCCGGAGCAGACGCGGGAGCUCGCCCGCGGCCUUGACCUCUCGGGCAAAAAUUUCCUGUGGGUCAUCACCAAUGGCAGUGCCGCUGCUGCAUCAGUGGAUAUAUGUAUGCCAGACGGGUUCCCAACUGCGCACCGUGGGUACGUCGUCCAUGGCUGGGCGCCGCAGGUGCUCAUCUUGAACCACCCCGCCGUUGGUGGUUUCAUGACGCACUGCGGGUGGAACUCCACGCUGGAGGCCGUGAGCGCCGGCGUGCCGAUGGUGACGUGGCCGCGGUACGCCGACCAGUUCCACAACGAGAAGCUGGUCGUGGAGGUACUGGGGGUGGGCGUCAGUGUUGGUGCCGAGGACUACGCAACAUGGAUGGAGACCCACCGGGUCAUCACCGGCCAGGUGAUCGCCGAAUCCAUCAGGAAAGUGAUGAAGGAGGAGGGCGACGGCGACAUGAUACGAAAGAGAGCUGAGGAGCUCCGCGACAAGGCGAGGGCCGCGGUGGAGAAAGGCGGGUCGUCGUACGACGAUGUUGGGCAGCUCAUGGAGGAGUUGAUCGCCCGCCGGUGCUCCGGACGUAAGGCGGGUGGAUAA